AUGCACACUGGCGAUUACGUUCGAUUUCGACUCGUUCCGAUGGGAGAAUCUACCAACCCGCAACAUUUCAAAUGUGGGGAGUAUCCCCCUGUCUCCGAAGUAUUAGAAGCAAAAAGCUAUUCGUACAGUCCAGUACCGACUGAUGUUGCGGUUGAUUCCAUUCCCUUGUGGCAUCUAACGCUCCCUGGGCGCCGACACACCGACAACUACUGGAUUUCAACAUUUCCCAAAAAGCUUCGAGGUCCGUUACACCGCCUACCAGGAACCCGCGAAAGAGUAAUCGGAUGGGGCAUACGAAUAAACGAGCGCUUCAAUUGGCACCUGUUUUUCUCUCUUCUUCUGGUAAUCGCGGUGAUUAUCUGGGCAAUUGUGGCCGUCUAUCUUGCAUACAAGGCCGAUGACUCUUCUGGAUUUGGUUUGGGGGCUUUGCUCGCAGCACUUAUUGCGAUUUAUAUGCCUUUUCAGUAUUUUUCUUGGAAGGAAAAGCUGGAAUAG
This is a messenger RNA of Colletotrichum tamarilloi, 495 nucleotides long. RefSeq lists its product as uncharacterized. Bases 1 to 495 code for a protein of 164 amino acids. The record is from RefSeq and is a predicted model, not a curated record. Lineage: Eukaryota; Fungi; Ascomycota; Sordariomycetes; Glomerellales; Glomerellaceae. The transcript has 2 exons.